This is a messenger RNA of Haemonchus placei, 975 nucleotides long. The record is from the annotation of a GenBank genome assembly. Lineage: Eukaryota; Metazoa; Nematoda; Chromadorea; Rhabditida; Trichostrongylidae.
UCACUAAUAGUGGCUCCCGAUGUUCCCGCGAUGCCAUUACCACCUCCCCCAAUGAGAACUUUGGAUGAAAUGAUUGAGGCAGGUGAAUCAGUUCUGGGAGAGUUGGGACUGCUAUCGUGGUGGAAACCAUCCAGCUAUUUUCGAAUGGCUUUGGAAGCAAUACACAUGCAUGCGGAUCUUCCAUGGUGGACAACAAUUGUUUGUGCCACCGUUGCUCUGCGUCUUUCGCUAAUUAUCGUACCCAUAAUGUCUCAACGAUUAGUAGCGAAGCAAAGUAAGUACAAAAAAGAAUUGGAGGAUUUCCGUCAAAGGAUACAAGCUGCUCGUCAGGAGGGGAACAAUUUAUUGCAGCAACAAAUUUUCUUGGAACAGCGUGACUUUUUGAAAUCAAAGGACAUUCGACUAGGGCGACAGUUCCUUAUUUUAAUGGCAAAUGGGGCUGUCUUUGCUACACAGUUCUUCGCAAUUAGGAAAAUGGUUGAUGUCAACUAUCCCGGUCUUUCCACUGGUGGCACGGCAUGGUUUACGGAUUUAACUGUAUCAGAUCCGUACUAUGCACUGCCAUUGAUCAGUGCAUUGACAAUGGGCAUAGUAACCCGGGUUGGUAUUGAAAUGGGUACGUCUUCUGAUCAAAUGACACCGAUGAUGCGACUUGGAAUGCAAUACGCACUACCAGUGGUAAUUUUCGCUGUCAGUUCACAGUUCGCCUCGGGCCUUUGCGUAUACUGGUGUGCAUCUAACAUGAUGUCUCUGUUAUACGCGGGUGCAUUCCGAACGCCAGCAAUACGAAAAUUGUUGAACAUCCCGCCCUUAGUAAAAGAUCCUUCUCCACCAAAGAAGAAAAGCCUAUUCAAAGAGGCCAUGGCAGGCUACAAAGCAAACAAGACGAUCCCACCGACUCUGGCACAAUUGAAGGAACAAGACGCUCAACAAUUCAAAAAAGCUGGUAGAGGAAAGCCAGUUGUGAAAAAUUGA